CCAUUUCCUUAGUAGUGACCGGUAUUUGUGUAUGCCACAAUAUAUGUUUUUGGGGUUGUGUAUUAUUGACAUUUUUGGUGGUGGAUUUGAGGUUUCAAAUUCAAUCAUUAUGAGGUGUUUUCAAUUGUUUUUUUGGUUUUCGCGUUCGGCAUUCCGGUUGUUCAGUGUGUUUGACGCCCGACAAGAUACAUUUUGCACUUAUGGUGGUAUUCAAAAGAUGUCUUCAGUAAUAUCAUCAUCCUCGUCUCGUGUUUUUGAUGCCAUCAAUGAAUGUGUGUUCCUGCUUCAAUCAGACUCAGUUGAAGUUCAAGAGAGAGCUCUUCAAAUGCUGGCUUCCAUCACCAAGGUCAGUUCUCAAAACAGAACCUCACUGGCUCAAACAGAAGGAGCCAUUCCAACAAUAGCCACACUAACAAACUCUUCCUACCCGAUCAUCCAAACACUGUCUUUGUUAACCCUCUUCAACCUAUCCCUCAACCCAGAUCUGAAGCAAUCUCUUGCUGACAUGGAAACCAUUUACUACCUCAACUCCCUCAUCACCAACUCAUCAUUUAACCUUGACUCUUCCAAACUGGCCUCCUCAUUGGUUUGCAGCUUGGCCAUGCAUGACAAAAACAAGGCCAAAUUUGGGGUGGCAGGCACAGUUCAGUUGCUAGUUAAAGCAGUUGAAGGGUCUCACGGUUCUGAUGCGCACCAGCUUCUGAGUUCUCUUGCUGAGCUUGUUCAUUUUCAUGGAAACUGCACUCUGGCAGUGCGAGCCGGGGCAGUGGCAGUGCUGCUUAAGGUGGUGAAGGGUACUGAUAACGAGGACUUGGCAGGAACUUCUCUCGCUGUUCUUAGUCUCCUUGCGAGGUUUGAUGAAGGGUUGAAUUGUUUGAAGGAAACGGAUGAGAUAAUUAGAGUAAUGUUGAAUGUGUUGAAGGGUAGGUCUCUGUUGAGCAAGGAGGGUGCUGCUGAUAUCCUUAUUCGUCUUUUUGAUGACAGUGAAGAUUGUGUGACUGAGGCUUUGAUGUUGCCAGAAUUUUCAACCGUCUUGGCUGAUCUUUGUGUGAGGGGUUCGGUCAGAGUUCGUGACAAGGCGGAUUUGUUGAUGAAGAAGAUGGCACUGGUGAGCUUGGACUCUGAUAUGGAAGUAUGCUCCCUGCAUGGUUAACUCGCUAAAUUUUAUUUUUCAAUUUACAAUCACUAUGUAAUUUAGACAUUGGCAUGAUAAGUUGAAUCAUCUCUUUGUUAAACUUGAGUUGUUUGAUUGGAAAAGAAAUUUAUUCAUGCAA
Vigna radiata var. radiata (mung bean) is the source of this 1274-nucleotide messenger RNA. RefSeq names its product U-box domain-containing protein 14. Gene Ontology annotation, cellular component: cytoplasm; nucleus. Lineage: Eukaryota; Viridiplantae; Streptophyta; Magnoliopsida; Fabales; Fabaceae. The record is from RefSeq and is a predicted model, not a curated record. The transcript has 2 exons. The coding region runs from base 32 to 1153 and encodes 373 amino acids.